Messenger RNA from Oncorhynchus tshawytscha (Chinook salmon), 1450 nucleotides. Its product is annotated as N-acyl-aromatic-L-amino acid amidohydrolase (carboxylate-forming) B-like. Lineage: Eukaryota; Metazoa; Chordata; Actinopteri; Salmoniformes; Salmonidae. Bases 263 to 1348 code for a protein of 361 amino acids. Gene Ontology annotation, molecular function: aminoacylase activity; hydrolase activity, acting on ester bonds. The transcript is spliced from 8 exons. The record is from RefSeq and is a predicted model, not a curated record.
CCAGUCCACUGGAGAGGAGUGUCAUAGAAGGGGAGGGGGGUUGUACAACAGCAUACAGGCCGGCACAGGCUACAUUACUAUUGAGAGGGAGGGAUGAGAAUGCUGAAUCAGUGAAACUGCAUUAUAGCCAGGGAGAGGGUGGGAGAGGGUGAACUGCAGGAGAGAGGGAAGGGAAAGAUAGCCGCAAGGGUGAAAGUUCAUAGGUUAAACGUUCACGGUGAGCUUGAGGUGGCCGUGCUGCAGACCAGGAAAGGAAGCCAAGAUGGAAGGAAGGGAGGUGGUGUUGCCGACUGUGUCCCGCGUUGCACUGUGUGGUGGUACCCAUGGCAAUGAGCUGUCAGGAGUGUACCUGGUGAGAGAGCGGCUGAAGAGGAAGAGGAAGGUGGAAGAAGAAGACCACAUCUCCGUGGUGACCGUGAUGUCCAACCCGCGUGCUGUCCAGCAGUGUCGGAGAUACACAGAGACAGACCUGAACCGCUGCUUCACCCAUGCCACCCUUAGUGGGCCUGUGACAGACAAAACCCCCUAUGAGAUAGUCCGGUCCCAGGAGCUGAACACCCUGCUAGGUCCUAAAGGUAGUCCAGAGGCCAUGGACCUGGUGUGUGACCUCCACAACACUACCGCUAACAUGGGCCUGUGCCUCAUCGCCUACUCAGACUGUGACUGGAUCUCUCUUCACAUCUACAGAUACCUGCAGAGACAAAUGUCUGACAUACCUGUGAGGUUCAUUCACUUUGACCUUCCCCUCAAUGAAGCAUAUUCCCUCGAUUCUGUAGGCAAACAUGGCUUUGCGAUUGAGAUUGGUCCUCAGGCCCAUGGAGUAGUCAGGUCCAAUAUUUUAUCCACAAUGCAAGAAGGGGUCCAGCACAUGCUAGAAUGGGUCCACCUCUUUAACUCAGGUACCCAAUUUGAAGGAGGAAAAGUGGAUGUGUACACCAUGGUGAAAAAUGUGGACUACCCAAGAGACUUUGAGACCCACGGUAUUACAGCCGCCAUUCAUCCUCAACUCCAGGAUCGGGACUUCUGCCUCCUCCGACCCAAUGACCCUGUGUUCCAGACUUUCUCUGGAGAGACACUAAAGUACAAAGGGACUGAGCCACUCUAUCCAUUCUUCAUUAACGAAUGUGCAUACUAUGAGAAGGGCAUAGCUCUCUCUCUUGCAAGACAGAGGAGUGUGGGGAUACCAUCCAUCCGAUCGGAGAGAGAAGGAGAACAGGGAAAGAGGACAAGUUCAGCAGAUGAAAUGGAGGAGGAAGAAAAAAUUAAAGGGGAAAUGGAGGGGGAAGGCUAUCAGAAGCUAAUAGAAUAUGGAGAGGAGAGUGAUUCACUAAAUGGACAACACAACUGAGAGCUAAUUUCAAGUUCUUGAUAUGAAAUGUGGAUUUAAAAAAAAGUUAUGUAAAAUGAGACGAUCAAAUGUUAUGAACUUCAAAUAAUAAUAAAAAAUCCU